Molecule: messenger RNA, 1775 nt
Organism: Lycium barbarum (goji berry)
Lineage: Eukaryota; Viridiplantae; Streptophyta; Magnoliopsida; Solanales; Solanaceae
Product: probable nucleoredoxin 2
Exons: 4
Coding region: 187-1518 (443 amino acids)
Source: RefSeq, a predicted model, not a curated record
CAAAGAGAUAGCAAAGAGAGAGAAAGUAAAAACACAUGCUUUCACGCUAGUAUAAUCAUAGCUUUUCCCAAACAAUACAAAAGCACUACGAAAGUUGAUUGUUUUUUGUAUUUUGGUGGUGAAAUAUCACACUCACUAUUAAGCUUUAUAGGGGAGAAAAAUAGUGAGAAGUUGAAGUAAGGAAAAAUGGAGGAAAUGGAGAAGAAGAAUAUUACUAGUAUGAAGGAAGAUGAAGAAGAAGAAGAAAUUGACAAUAGUUUUGUACCUGUUUAUCACUCUUUUUCUUCUAAAAAUGACAAUUAUCAGGUUGCUUCUGGUAGUGGUGGUGAUUAUUUGUCGAUUUUAGCAUCCAAAGAUGGUGAUUUUCUUCUUUCCCCAACUGAAGCUCAGGUGAAAGUUUCGGAACUUGAGGGCAAAAUUGUUGGCCUUUACUUUUCAGCUAACUGGUAUUCACCAUGUACGAAGUUCACAGACCUGCUAGUCAAUGUGUACCAGCAACUUAAAGAAUGCAGCAAUAUUAACCUCGGUUUUGAAAUCGUGUUUGUUUCGUCUGAUGAAGACUUAAAUGCCUUCAAUACUUAUAGGUCAUCAAUGCCUUGGCUUGCAAUUCCAUACUCUGAUUUGGAAACAAGGAGAGGCCUUACCCAAAAAUUCGAUGUAGAAGGUAUCCCUUGUUUGGUAAUUCUACAACCUAACGAUAACAAAAUAGAUGCUGCAGUUAUUAAAGACGGAGUUGAACUCGUGUAUCGAUAUGGAGUGGAAGCUUUUCCGUUUACCAAAGAAAGGUUGGAGGAGUUACGAGAGAAGGAGAAGGAGAAAUAUGACAACCAGACCUUGAGCAAUUUGCUAACACAUGAUGCCAGAGAUUAUCUUUUAGGGCAUCCUAGUCAUAAACAGGUGCCUGUUGCUUCUUUGAUGGGGAAAACAGUUGGACUUUACUUCUCAGCACAAUGGUGCAUUCCGGCCAAAAAAUUUACACCAAGGUUAAUUUCAGUCUACAAAAAGAUCAAGCAGCAAUUAGAGGGAAAAGAGGAUGAAGAUUUUGAGAUAGUGUUUGUAUCAAGUGACCGUGAUCAAGUAGAAUUCGCUACGUAUUUUGAGGCCAUGCCCUGGCUAGCAAUCCCAUUUGGUGAUCCAAAAAUCAAGGCCCUAGCAAAGUAUUUUGAUAUCCGAGGGAUUCCGAGCCUAGUGGUAUUGGGCCCUGACGGUAAAACGGUAACCAAACAAGGUAGGAGCCUCAUCAACUUGUAUAAAGAGAAUGCUUACCCGUUCACUAAGACCAGAGUAGGAAUAUUAGAGAAGCAAAUGGAUGAAUUAGCAAAAGGGCUUCCUAAGACAGAAUUUCAUUCGGGUCAUCGACAUGAACUCACUUUAGUACCAGAAGGCCAUGGAGGCGGAGCUUUUAUUUGUUGUGAUUGUGAUGAACAGGGCUAUGGAUGGGCCUACCAAUGCCUCGAGUGUGGUUAUGAGGUACACCCCAAGUGUGUGAAGCCUGUGGACCGCGGCCCAGACAACUAAGUUAUUGGACCGAUCUUAGUAUUAUUACGUGUUUUGUAGGCACCAGAUAAAUAGGUAAAGUAUACAAUAUGUAUAAUUGGGUAUAAAGUGUGUCUUACUGACAGGUUAUUGUGAAUUUUUAAAUGGGCCUCUAUAUAUGGUUCUCACGACUUGUAGUUGUUGGAUUGAGCAGUCAUCAGAUAUGAGCUUUGGAAAAAAUCACAAAUGUACAUAAAAUGUUCUUAUUGUUAUAAACAGCUUGUAGAUAUUGUCCGCUU